Cryptomeria japonica (Japanese cedar) is the source of this 864-nucleotide messenger RNA. Its product is annotated as probable nicotianamine synthase 4. Gene Ontology annotation, molecular function: nicotianamine synthase activity. The record is from RefSeq and is a predicted model, not a curated record. The coding region runs from base 1 to 864 and encodes 287 amino acids. Gene Ontology annotation, biological process: nicotianamine biosynthetic process. The transcript has a single exon. NCBI's taxonomy places the organism in Eukaryota, Viridiplantae, Streptophyta, Pinopsida, Cupressales, Cupressaceae.
AUGGCUGUGAAGAUGUUGAAGGAAGAGGAAAUGAAUAUGUGUCGGGAGGUAAUGCAAAUCUACGAAAAAAUCAGCAAGUUAGAGAGUCUGAAGCCGUCGAGGAGUGUGAAUGCUCUGCUCACUCGGCUGGUGGGUCUCUGCACGCUGCCCUGCUCGGCGGAAAUGGAUGUCCGGAAGUUGGGCAAAGACGUGGAAGAGAAGCGAAGGCAUCUGAUAGAGCUGUGCGGGGAGGCGGAAGGGCAUAUGGAGCAUCACUACGCAGGGGUAUUGCUGGAACAUCACUCGUCUCUCUCACCUUCCACGCUGCCAAUCUUCCCGUACUACAAGAAAUUGGCGGCGCUGGAGUACGCGAUGGUGUGCGAGGGCGCAUCGUCGUCAUGGGUGAAGAGAGUGGCGUUUGUGGGGUCGGGGCCGUUGCCUCUUACCAGCAUCGUGCUGGCCAUGCAUCACCUCAAAAGCGCCGCCUUUGACAACUACGAUAUUGAUGCAGGCGCCAACAACGUGGCUUCCAAGCUGGUUCGCUCCCAUAACGAGUAUGAUUCAUCACUGUCGCAGAGAAUGAGUUUUAUCACAUGUGAUAUUCUCCGAGUGGGCGGGGAGCGGCUGGGGCGCUACGAUGUGGUGUUUGUGGCGGCGCUCGUGGGGCUGCGGAGAGAGGAAAAGAUGGAGGUUUUGAAGCACAUCGGGAAGCAUAUCAAGUCUGGCGCUCUUGUUGUCAUUCGAAGAACCCGUGGAGGGCGAGCUUUCUUGUAUCCAGUCGUGGAUGAGGAAGACGUUGUUACGCACUCGGGUUUGCGGCUGCUCUCUGUUGUCCAUCCCACCAACGAGGUCAUCAAUUCCAUUCUGCUGGCCCAGAAGCCCUAA